This is a messenger RNA of Haliotis rubra (blacklip abalone), 4876 nucleotides long. RefSeq names its product disks large homolog 2-like. The record is from RefSeq and is a predicted model, not a curated record. Gene Ontology annotation, molecular function: protein binding. Lineage: Eukaryota; Metazoa; Mollusca; Gastropoda; Lepetellida; Haliotidae. Gene Ontology annotation, cellular component: postsynaptic density membrane; neuromuscular junction; neuron projection. Gene Ontology annotation, biological process: chemical synaptic transmission.
UCUCGGGUUCAACAUCGUCGGUGGGGAGGAUGGAGAAGGCAUCUUCGUGUCGUUCAUACUGGCUGGUGGUCCGGCUGAUCUCAGUGGAGAACUUCGAAGAGGAGACCAGAUACUGUCUGUGGGUGGAAAAGAUAUGAAGCAUGUGGAGUUGUUGCAUGCGACACAUGAAGAUGCAGCAGCUGCACUCAAAGGCGCUGGCGAUACUGUGGAAAUAGUUGCUCAAUAUAAACCAGAAGAAUACAACCGAUUUGAAGCGAAGAUUCAAGACCUGCGAGAACAGAUGAUGAACACGAGCACUGGCAGCCUGAGGACCACACAGAAGAAGACAUUAUAUGUCAGAGCAUUAUUUGACUAUGACCCUACAAAGGACAGCGGCUUACCGAGCAAGGGUCUGGCAUUCCGUUACGGCGACAUUCUCCAUGUCACCAACGCCAGCGACGAUGAAUGGUGGCAGGCAAGGCGGAUCACCCCUGAGGGGGAUGAAGAAGGGAUGGGCAUCAUUCCCAGCAAACGCAGAGUUGAAAGGAAAGAAAAGGCCAGGUUAAAAAAUGUGAAGUUUACAGGCAAGAGUUCCAGCAACAAUGAUCGGAUCAAUCAAUCAGCAGCAGCCAAUGACAGGAAAAAGAAGAAUUUCUCCUUCUCUAGAAAGUUUCCUUUCAUGAAGAGCAAAGACCACAGUGGUUCGGAGGACAUCAGCGCUGACGAACGAAGCGUAGCAAGUGACAAUGACACUAGUUAUCGUGGAGACGAACCUAUUCUGUCCUAUGAAGCAGUGCUUCAGCAGGAGUUGCGGUACACACGGCCUGUGAUUAUCCUGGGGCCUCUCAAGGACAGGAUAAAUGAUGACCUCAUCUCAGAAUUCCCAGACAAAUUCGGCAGCUGUGUGCCUCACUUUUAUAAAGCUUGGCUGCAGGAUGCCCGAGAUUACCAUUUUGUCAGUAUGACGUGGGCCUCUUGUUCCCAACAGAUGGAGAAAGACAUUCAGAACCAUCUAUUUAUAGAAGCUGGUGUUUAUAACGACAACUUGUAUGGAACAAGUGUGGCCUCAGUGAAAGAAGUUGCGGAAAAUAAGAAGCACUGCAUCUUGGACGUGAGCGGCAACGCCAUUAAGCGACUGCAGGUCGCAGGUCUCUACCCCAUCGCCAUCUUCAUCAAACCCAAGUCCAUCGACUCCAUCAUGGAGAUGAACAAGAGAAUCACAGAUGAGCAGGCACGGAAGACCUACGAGCGGGCCUUGAAACUGGAGCAGGAGUUUGGGGAGUAUUUCACAGCUGUUGUCCAGGGUGACACUGCAGAUGAGAUCUAUGCAAAAGUGAAAGAGGUUAUUCGAGACCAGUCAGGACCAACAAUCUGGGUUCCAGCCAAAGACAAACUCUGAACUCUUACGUCUUAGAGGAAAUAAACUCAUAACUUCCGGUCAUGUGAUAGUCAUGUGACAGUCAUGUGACUCAUAGAUGAUGCUCAGGCUGUACAUUAUCUCUUUGUCGGAGACUUUGUGAUACUGUAGGAAUGAUGGGAUACUGUUGCUACGACGACCGGACCUGUUGCUAUGGUGAUCUCAAGAUUCUCCUCUGCAGAUCUGAUCGUGGCUUUCAACAUUCACCAUACGACCUUGACCUUGACUCAAGCUCUUCCGGAUGCUGCUCACCCGUGUAUGGUUGGAAUCGGAAGAUCAGCCGUACACUUUUGCUACUACUUUCAGUUCCCGAGUACUCAAGGCCUUUCCAGGUGUACACUUACAAUAACUUGAUGGUUGACAGGCCACGUCAGAAAGGUCAAGUGCUGGUAAAGAAGUAAAACUACAUGCAGGCUCAAGAGGUGACCUGCAGACACCAUGUUUGUGUACAAGUGUAUUACUACUUAUUUAAGACUUGAUUUAGUUGCUAUUGACUGUCGGAGCAAGGUAUAGCAAGUAUAAGCUACGAGCCCAUCACAUGAUUACACGGCUGUGAAAGUAUGGAGCACCGUUCUCGCCAAAUUAUUUAUUGAUGAGCUGUUUCAUCAAACUGCAGCCUGCACAAACAAUACGAUAAAAUUCCAUCUUUCAUUGCGAGAUCAUUUAGAAAAUCAAAACAAGCUGUCAUAAAAUGCUGGUGUAUCAUGCAUAGUAUUUUUAAAGUUUAAACAAGGUAUUGUAUUGUUUUGAUGUACAAACCCUGAAACUGGGCCUAUACUGCUGUGAUUAAGGGAUGUAUGUAAAAAUUGUCAAUAACCGUUGCCAUGGUAAGAUGUUACUUUUGUGUAUCCAUGGCAACCACAAGUAUUUCCAUUUUUGUGAUGCUCUGCAACUAUGGUAGGUUUUAAUCAAAUGAGUGAGUGAAUGGUUAUGACAGAACUGUGUAACUUAUUCUGCAAGUUGGCUUUUAGUUUCUGAAUAGAAUAAUGCCUUUUCCUGUUGCCAUGGUAAUCAGUGAUUGUCGUAUGACUGCAGUUUAUCAUAACUAGUUGUUGAGCUUCAUGCAGUCGUUACUUUUAGUAGACUUAUGACCGUUCACUAUCAUGGCACAUUUUUCAGAAGCAUUGUAUACUUUACAUUAAGUUUUACCAGCUCCUUACACAGUCUAGCUUUCCACCAUUGUCGGCAGCCCUCUGGUGGCAUUGUUUUAGCUUUGUUAUUUAAACACUAGUUUAGCGAGCUGUUUUUUGACUGUAUCAUUUUGAUAUAUAUAUAUUGCAAUUUAAAGAACAGCGUAUGUAGGCCUGUAUAGAUGUAUCAUGACCUUCACCUUGACCUGACCCUCUUGAAAAUCACUGUCAGUGAUUGGCGGAAAUAAACCACUAUUUAUUCUGGUUUGACUACCUCUAGUUUUCUGUGUUAUUUCCUGCAUGCUGCUGAUAGUUGUUGUGGUGGCAAGGCACAUGGUUGCUAAGCAACAACUCCAAGGAUUUGCUAGUACGUACGCCAAGAGCUUAGAGGAUGUAAAAUGAUCCAUUAUUUAAGAAACCAUGUCUGUGAGGACAGAGGAAAUUGUUGAUGUGUUUGUCGGCUAAUUAGUGCUUUAAGUUAUGUACAUUUGUACAAAACAAUUCCAGCAACAAAGUACCUAUUGUUAUGUAAAGUAAUGGUUUGUUAAAUUGUGCUAUGUCAAGUUUCAACCGGUUGAAAUUGUCCAGCCAGGUAUGUGUCCAGAUUUAUAAGCCAUUGUGUGUGCAAGGGAUCUUAGUUAUAAGAAGUUUCCCAUAGUGGAACCAGACAACAUCCCUCACUGUGUUACGUUCAGUGUGAUUAAUCGUAUGAGGAUACUAAACCAUACAUGAAAGUUCAAUGGCAAUAGAACAGCUAUGGUAGAAGGUAUCGGAAUAAUUGGUCCACUCUGUCAUUACAUAGCAUCUCAGAGUCCUACAAACUUUGUUCCAUGUAUAAGAAGCAAGUGUAUGUACAGGAUAUCAGCCGAGGUCGACAGCCUACAGUGUCAUGUAUGUCCUCAGUUUUUAGUGGUAUGUAUGUAAGUUUUCAAGAGGGUCGUCUCCCUUACCUGUAGUCAGCUUGUACAUGUAGCUUUUUUCGCUACUUGUCUAUAUAUGUCUACCGUACAUCUCUCUUUGUCACUGGGAGGAUUUUGCAGGAAAAGUAAUUUCUGUCUUGCCCUUGUCUUGUUUGUUCUGGGAGUUUUUUGUCACAAAGAACUUCUGGCUUGGUUUUGGUUUUGCACCUGAAAGUUUUUCUUUCGGUUCUAGAACCAGUCAUUAUCACCAACCAAGAUUACUUUUUCAGCAGAUCUCCCAAAGGCAUGUUAUCAUAUCAUUGAUAUCAAAGACCACACAUCGAUAUUUGUUGUGUCAUACAGUCACCACUCAUAGUUCACCUCCGCCUAUACACAGUGUAGCUCUCCAUUGUGACACAAGGGUUGGACAAUACGCAGGUUAUAUCAUGACUUUGUAUCUUCACUACACGUAUGAUGCAUAUAUAUAUGAGGAGAGUUGAUGCUAUAUGUCCAUGGCACUUCUUGGUUUGGCAUUAUUAAAGAUGGCACUGGAAUUAAAUUUGUACAUAAAAAAAUACGAAAAUCAUAUUUGUUGAUCUUUAUAGAUCUCAUCAAGGCAAUAAGUUUUUUGUACAUUACGAAAGGUACAAUGAUGCAGGAUAGUAAUGUCCUUGCAACUUUCACAAUUGCUGCUACUCGAAUAGUAAGGAUAGUCAUAAACGUCGACACAGAAUUGCCCAACCCUUGUCCAAUUAUCAAGAAUUACUGAAGUGAUACAGGGAAAACCUAUAUGUUAUCUAUAGAGAUGUGAGUGAGGCUAUUUAUAUCAUAAAUAGCAAAUUUAUUUAUGUGAAAUUGUAUUUUAAUUGAUGACAAUAAUAAUAAUCAUGGCAAAAACAUGCGACGAAACUUGUAAAUAUUUGAAAUUAUCGCUUGGGAAUAUAUCCAUGCUAAAAUGACAUUGCUUAAAAGGAGGAAAAUGAUCACUCACAUUUGUUCUAUAGAUACUUCAGAUUAGGGAGUUUACAAAUGUUUAUUUUAGAUGAGAAAAAUAUUUGCUACUAAUUACUUUUUCUGAUUUUGGAAAUAUAUUACAACAUAAUUUAGUUGUUCUCAUAAAAAAUAUCAGUGCUUUAAGUAAAUCACAAGAUUUUACCGCUGUAAAAACUGGAUAAGUUUAUCAGUAGCGUUAGUGUGUCUUGUUAGGCAGAAGAAACUAAAAUGUGCAAUUAUGGCAUUGUUCUUCACAUUUGGGGCGAGUUAUUGUACAGAAAUAGAGCCCUGAUUUGUCGAAGGAAGCUAGCAUGUUGAACACUGUAAGUCUUUAGGUAAGUAGUACAGCUCCGUCCUCUAUAGGAUUGAGGUAUGUCGUGUGGAAGAUGUUAGCUGUACAAAUCUGUUAACAAGGAGUGUAGGCAUUCAAGAAAAUAAACUGCCGAUACUACACAUUU